This is a messenger RNA of Solanum pennellii, 676 nucleotides long. Its product is annotated as histidine-containing phosphotransfer protein 4-like. Gene Ontology annotation, molecular function: protein histidine kinase binding; histidine phosphotransfer kinase activity. Gene Ontology annotation, cellular component: cytoplasm; nucleus. The record is from RefSeq and is a predicted model, not a curated record. The transcript is spliced from 6 exons. Gene Ontology annotation, biological process: phosphorylation; phosphorelay signal transduction system; cytokinin-activated signaling pathway. Bases 105 to 515 code for a protein of 136 amino acids. Lineage: Eukaryota; Viridiplantae; Streptophyta; Magnoliopsida; Solanales; Solanaceae.
UCUCUCUUUAUACAUAUAUAUAGCUUUUGCAUGAGCAUAGUAUAUACAUAUAUACCCCAUUUUUUGGAAGGAAAACUUCUAUUUGUGUAUUGAAAUUAAUUAAUAUGCAACAUCAAGCUGCAUCUAUGAAGAGAAACCUCUUCAACCAGGACUAUCUAGAUGAACAAUUUAAUGAGCUCGAAGAACUACAAGAUGAUGAUAACCCUAACUUCGUGGAGGAAGUUGUUAACCUAUUUUUCACGGAUUCAAUUAGAUUGAUUCGUAAUGUUGAUCUUGCUCUGGCAAAUGAACCUUACGAUUUUGGUAGACUGGAUGAUUUGAUGCACCAAUUCAAGGGUAGCAGCUCAAGCAUUGGUGCCAAAAGAGUGAAAAGAGAGUGCUCUCAAUUCCAGGAGUAUUGCAAUGAGAGAAAUAUCGAUGGGUGCAAGAGGGCAUUCCAAGGGGUGAAACAAGAAUAUGCUACUCUUAAAACUAAACUUGAUGCUUAUUUUCAGGCAGCAAGAGAAGCCUCUUGAAUGAAUCCUGGUCAGGGUUUACAAAUAAGUUCCAUGUCUUGCAUCAAGUAUCUGUAAAAUAGUAAAUUAUAUACAUGUUAUAUAUAAUCAAAUAAAAUUAUGCAGUACAUUUUAAAAAAAAUGUUGGGGCAUUGUGUGAUUAUAAAUAUUUACUUGCUGUU